GAAACAUUCAGAAUAUCACACCAUUUACCGCGAUCAUCGUAGGCGGCCACAGUGUAUUAUUAGUAGCUAGUGUACUUGGCUUGCUUAACCUGGUACUAGUACUCAAAAGAAGCCAGGAUUUACCAGUGAUUGCGCAUCACUGCAUUCUUGACAGGGUCAAUCCUUGCCUCUCCCGCUCGUCUUCUGCUGCAAUGGUUAAACGUUCGUCACUAGAAGCACUUGCUCCCUCGACGAGCCGCCUCAGGAAUCAAAGAUAGAAUGAUGGACUUCGAACAUUGUGAUUGACUGCGGUUGCCCGUUUAGUUAGGCAGCUGAGCUCCGCUGCGCGGGGCCUUUACCACAUUACGAUCUUGAAGUGAUAUGACGUGAUACUCAUUUAUUUGCCUAGCAAUGGUGCGCGAAGGCUGGGAUGUAGGGGCUCCCGACAAAAUCCGAAAUCGACAUCUCUUCCAGAGUCGAACCACAGACCUUGCGUAAUCUUCGGACCCACUCGGAAGAAUGGAUCCAGGCGUUGUGGAUCAGAAUCGAGGGCCAAUCUCGAUUGCGAGGGCGGCGCAAGUUCGUUCACCUUGUCCACCUUCACUCAGCUACUUGAACGCGCGGAUGCGAACCUCAAUAUUACUCUCUCUUCGUUAUUGCAAUGCCGAUACCAAUCCCCAUGCACUCAGGACGCCGGGGGCAUCGGCCGUUGACGAGGCGAGGUUCAUGACUCAGCAGUGUUGUGCACCGUGGACGCAUACAUCCAUGUCUGGGCGCAGAUUUGCUGGCGUGUAAUCGGGUGACGCAUUCCUAAGGAUGAUGUCAUCCGGAGCUGUUUCCAGUCGCCUAGUACUUAUAGCAGCUGGAAUGUCCCGUAGUGGGGCCCCGUUCUCUGCGUCGGACUCUGGCAUCGAAUUAGCCGGGUAUUCCGUGCGCCAGAUAUUUCUCUCUCCGGGUCGAUUAUUUGUAAAACAUGGCGGCCAACUAUGAUGGGACGCAUUCCAAAGCGCCGGACGAUGAACAGCACAUCUACUCCACGAACAACCAGCCUCACCCCUACAGUCAUUCACCAGGGACUAUGCCUUAUUUUCCUCCGAUGAACGACCCUGUAUUCCAUUCACCAGGAUCGUUUCAUGGCUCGCCGGGGCCAGAAUCACCGAUAGGAACCUACUUCUCCCCCACAUUCUAUGGGCCUAUGCACACACACCCGUAUCCCUUCCAGAUUGUUCCGACCUCUCCCAUGCACAGUCCCAAUGCGAUCCCAAUGUUCAACUACUCGAACGCAUACGCGCACUCUUACCCAAGAGGCAUCCCCCCUCACAUGGUCUACAUGUAUCCAGGCCCGUCGCCAGCCCCUCCUCCCCCUCUGUCUCGAACCCCGACAUCCCAAAGCAGCUCUUCACUCACCGCGCUUAAAGUCGAAACAACGACGGACGCGGCAAAGAAACCCUCCCCGAGCAUGCGCCAAUCUUACCAUCCCGACCCGCCUGCUCAGCGCUCACCGUGGGCUAUGUGGGUCGGAAACGUGCCGAAGGACGCAACACAGGAUGAGCUGUGGCGGUUCUUCACGCGGGUUCCUGACGAGCAGCAGGGGCCGGACGAGAGCAGCGCCGUCGAGUCUAUCUUCAUCAUUUCCCGGUCAAACUGUGCGUUCGUCAACUACGUGUCCGAGGCCGGGCUGGCCACGGCCAUAUUGCGGUUCGAUGGGUCGGCGCUGCGACGAGACGGGCGGCUGCCGAAGCUUGUUUGUCGGAUCCGCAAGCAGACGGAUGACUUGAGGGCCGGGGUCGGCGGCCAGCGGGGGAUGGGCCUGCACAGGCAGUGGGUGCGGGACUCCGAGAAACGGUCAGAACCUCAGCUUGAACGGCCCGAGUUGGCGACCACGAACGGAGGCAAACCCGACAGCUCGGACAGCUUUGGCUCGAACGCGAGCACGUCGUCGAGCUUCCUGACCACGCACUUCCCUCGGCGAUUCUUUAUCAUGAAGUCUUUGACGCAGGAUGAUGUUGACCUGAGCACCAGGACUGGUGUCUGGGCCACUCAAAAACACAACGAAGGAAUUCUCGAUCAAGCCUUCCGCACGUCCAAUGAAGUGUAUCUCUUCUUUAGUGUCAACAAGAGCGGGGAAUUCUAUGGUUAUGGCCGAAUGACCAGUAAACCCGGCUCAGCACGUGAGCCGGUAUCCUGGUCUCCUCGCGAGAGACCGUCUCCUUCCUCACCCAUUCAGGCCAUGCUCGGUGCAGAUAGGCUGGUGGAUAAGUCCCCUAGCCCUGGAUGCGAAUCCAGAUCCCCCCCGCUGGGGCAUCCGCACUACCAAACGGCACCUCCCCAGCUCGCCGGCGGGGCAACAAACGCCAGCAGGAACCAGGCUGAUCCGAAAUUCAGCCUGGACCAGCUCAUGGCGCACCCGCGGCCAGAACCGGUAGCAAAUGACCCCGAGCCGGAAGGCUGGGGCAAAGGCUUCGAGCUGGACUGGAUCUGCACGCAUCCUCUGCCGUUCCACCGGACGCGCCACCUGCGCAAUCCGUGGAACAACAACCGGGAGAUCAAGGUGUCGAGGGACGGGACGGAACUGGAACCUACAGUCGGGGUCGCUCUGCUGCAGGCAUGGCGGAACAUGCUUGGUGAGGCAGGCGGGAGCUUGCCUACCCCUGUUUCGCUGCGCGCUCCGUCUCCAUCGUAAAGUUAUUGUCGACUUGGGUUGUACAUUUAGUGUUUAAUGUGAAUUAACAUCCGGAUUCUGAGCACCAAUUCAAUAUUCGUCAUCGUGUAUCGUGACCGAGUUGUUCUGAAGACUACCCGAACGGAGAUGCACUCCUAUUAUUACUCUUAUUUCCCGAGGAAAUCACGCGAGAAUCUGAGCGUUCCAUGUUCAGCAUUCUAUUUGCAGAAAACCAAAGAUACUAAAAUCGACGUCUAUUCCUGGUACAAAUCGCCGAGUUAAUUCACGUCGAUUUUUGGUAUCUUUUUGUUCGCU
Mycena citricolor is the source of this 2956-nucleotide messenger RNA. The record is from the annotation of a GenBank genome assembly. Lineage: Eukaryota; Fungi; Basidiomycota; Agaricomycetes; Agaricales; Mycenaceae.